GGACGGGCCGUGCCGGGCCGGGGGAGAAAAUGAUCCACAGCCUGUUUCUUAUAAACUGUUCUGGUGAUAUAUUCUUGGAGAAGCACUGGAAGAGCGUUGUGAGCCAAUCUGUGUGCGAUUAUUUCUUUGAAGCUCAGGAGAAAGCAAUUGAUGUUGAGAAUGUGCCUCCUGUCAUCUCAACUCCACACCACUACCUCAUCAGCAUCUAUCGGGAUAAAAUCUUCUUUGUGUCUGUAAUACAGACAGAAGUGCCACCCCUCUUCGUAAUUGAAUUUCUGCACCGAGUAGCAGAUACUUUCCAGGAUUACUUCGGUGAAUGUUCUGAGACGGCAAUUAAGGACAAUGUAGUAAUUGUGUAUGAACUUCUAGAAGAAAUGCUAGACAAUGGCUUUCCACUGGCAACAGAAUCUAACAUACUGAAGGAGCUGAUUAAGCCUCCCACAAUUUUGCGCUCUGUUGUCAACUCCAUCACAGGCAGUAGUAAUGUGGGAGAUACACUUCCCACUGGACAGUUAUCCAACAUUCCUUGGCGCAGAGCGGGAGUAAAAUACACGAACAAUGAAGCCUAUUUUGAUGUCAUUGAAGAAAUUGAUGCGAUUAUAGACAAAUCAGGUUCCACAGUCUUUGCAGAAAUCCAAGGUGUUAUUGAUUCGUGUAUAAAGCUCUCAGGAAUGCCAGAUCUUUCUCUGUCUUUCAUGAACCCACGGCUGCUGGAUGAUGUCAGCUUCCACCCGUGUAUUCGGUUCAAACGCUGGGAGUCUGAGAGAGUCCUUUCGUUUAUUCCUCCCGAUGGCAAUUUCAGACUGAUCUCCUACCGCGUCAGUUCCCAGAACUUGGUGGCAAUUCCUGUAUAUGUGAAGCACAUGAUCAGCUUUAAGGAAAAUACUUCUUCAGGAAGAUUUGAUGUUACAAUUGGACCAAAACAGAAUAUGGGAAAAACAGUAGAAGGAGUUGUCAUGACAGUUCACAUGCCAAAGGCUGUACUUAACAUGAACCUCACUGCUACACAAGGCAGCUAUACAUUUGACCCAGUUACUAAAGUGCUAACAUGGGAUGUGGGCAAAAUUACCCCUCAAAAGCUACCAAAUCUGAAGGGCAUAGUGAACCUGCAGUCUGGAGCCCCCAAGCCAGAGGAGAAUCCAAGUUUAAACAUCCAGUUUAAGAUACAACAGCUUGCAAUUUCAGGACUGAAAGUGAAUCGUCUAGACAUGUAUGGAGAAAAAUACAAGCCUUUUAAAGGUGUCAAAUAUAUUACAAAAGCAGGAAAAUUCCAAGUCAGGACAUGAGAAGAUGCUAAGAGGAAAUUCCCCUUAAAAAAACUUGACUGCUUAGUGACUUAUGUUGGUUAGGUGCCAAUUAAUUAAUAGACACUGAUUAGUUUGGGAUCAAAGCAUUUGUGCACAGCAGCUCUUAGUAAGAAAGCAUAGCUUAGUUUUUCUUAAUAUGCUUUAAAAUAAGGUACUUUUUUUCUAUUACACUUACACUCUUUUUUUACUGAAUUGUUGUGCUGUUGAAUAGUUUGAUAUGGGCAACCCACAAAAUGUUGCAAACAGUACACUGCCAGGCAGAUACCAAAGCCCUGAGGUCAAGCACAUUCUGAAGGCCACUGGAGAAGUCUUCUGGUGGCAUGUUUUGCUGCUGCAGCUGGCUGCAGAGAAAGCUUAGUUCUACCCACAGCCAGCUGCAAGCUGGCAUUCCACAAAGCAGCACGUAAUCCUUUCAGAAAUAGAGAGCAGCAGUGAGAGGGGCAGGGGUCCCCCCAGGGCCUGGAACAUUGCAAGUGUCACUCCUGACAAAGCUUCUGAUGAAGUAAAAAAUAAUUUCUAUGUUGUUUACAAGAAAUCGCCUUUCUUAAGAAGCAUUUGCCUUAAUCAGCUUUCAUUUCUGCCAUCUGCAGAUGAGCUGAUAAAAAUAACAUCCUGCAUUAAAUCUGGGAGGUGAUUGUUGCUUCAGUAAUCCACUUUCUUUCCAUUCAAUCUCAUCAUCCCCACCAUUUUUUUUAAGAAUACAGUUGCAGAGAGUAAGAUCUAUUUUUUAUGUGAAGCCUUUGCUUUGAUUUAGAUGUUCCACUUGUUAGAAGUGGAUGCCACCAGAUCUGUGCAGUGUGUACCUUCGAGCGUAGCUUUUUAGAUAGCACAAUAGAAGUCUUAAGUGUAUUUAAUGAUUGUGUGCUUUAAUGUUCUGAAAUAAAGGGAACUCUACUGCAGAUAUGUCUCACCUUAUGAAAUGUUCAUGCUUUUGUAAACAAUUCGUGAUGCUCUUAAGCAGGAGGCAUCUGAUAGACUAUUAAACAAUGUUUGCUACAUCUUUACUGAAUUUGAUCACUGUGCAGCUGCUUAGAGUUUUAAAGGGCUGUUAGGAGCAUGACAGGUAAUAUCCCUUUCAUAGUUCUUAUUUUUGAAUGGAGGACAACUAUUUACUUAUAAUAUUUCAAAGACUCAACAGUCAGAGCAAAGCUGACUGAACUUGUUAUAUACCAACAAAAACAUCUCUCUAAACCACUACAUACUCCGGAGUAGCUAUCGGGUUCCAGACCAUGCAUUUGGUCAGUAUUAAUUAAGGGUGGGAUACCAGAGACCCUCUGUUUCUGUUUGGUUUACAAAUUGAUGAGUAGGUUCUAGCUUUGUUUCAGAUGGAGAGCAGGAACCAAAGUCACUCAGUAGUCAAAAUUUCACAUGAUGACAAAAAGUGAUCCAGUCUGGAAAGAAGAGGGAAAAUCCGUCUGAACCCUGGCAGCAAAUCAGUAAGGAAAGAAAUGAGCAUACAAUCUCUGUUUGUAACUUUGGUAAUAAUAUCAUUAGGGUAAACUUGGCCAUAAACAACCAUUUUGAAUUUCUAAAAUUACAGUAGAUAAAACAGCACUGUGAAGAACCAGCAUCUAAUAAGAUCUUCCAUUUGUGUAGACACAACCCUGGUAAUUAAAAGCUACCAACUUUCUA
Cyanistes caeruleus (blue tit) is the source of this 2939-nucleotide messenger RNA. RefSeq names its product adaptor related protein complex 3 subunit mu 1 (gene AP3M1). Lineage: Eukaryota; Metazoa; Chordata; Aves; Passeriformes; Paridae. The record is from RefSeq and is a predicted model, not a curated record. Gene Ontology annotation, cellular component: clathrin adaptor complex. Gene Ontology annotation, biological process: intracellular protein transport; vesicle-mediated transport.